AUGUCAGGGAGUGCGGGAUACGACCGGCAUAUCACUAUCUUCUCUGACCGAGGUCGGCUGUACCAAGUUGAAUAUGCAUUCAAGGCCAUCACAGCCGCCAACAUCAUGGCAGUAGGCGUCCGCGGCAAGGACUGCGCCGUUGUCCUGUCGCAGAAGAAGGUGCCUGACAAGCUUAUCGAUCCCUCGUCAGUCUCGCACAUCUUUCAGAUCUCGCCCAAGGUCGGUUGCGUCAUAACCGGCUCAAUAGCCGAUGCUAGGGCUUUUGCCCAGCGUGCCCAAGGCGAGGCCGCCGAGUUCCGGUACAAGUACGGUUACGAGAUGCCAUGCGACGCCUUGGCCAAGAGACUGGCAAACAUCAGCCAGGUCUACACACAGAGGGCAUACAUGAGGCCAUACGGUAUCGCCACGACGUUGGUCUCGGUGGACGAGGAGUACGGCCCACAACUAUUCAAGUGCGACCCAGCCGGCUACUACACAGGAUACAAGGGCACCGCGGCAGGUCCAAAGCAGCAAGAGGCUCUGAACCACCUGGAGAAGAAGCUUAAGAACAAGGACUAUGCCGAGGGCAACUGGGAGGAGGUUGUGGAGCUGGCCAUCACUACACUCAGUACCGUGCUCAGCAUGGACUUCAAGAAGACUGAGAUCGAAAUUGGCAUCGUCGGCGGUCCUCGGCUUGACGGACAAGAGGGCACGAACCCGAACUUCAGGAAGUUGACCGAGGACGAGAUUGAUGAGCGGCUACAGGCGAUCGCCGAGAAGGACUAA
This is a messenger RNA of Pyricularia pennisetigena, 765 nucleotides long. RefSeq lists its product as uncharacterized. Gene Ontology annotation, biological process: ubiquitin-dependent protein catabolic process. Lineage: Eukaryota; Fungi; Ascomycota; Sordariomycetes; Magnaporthales; Pyriculariaceae. Bases 1 to 765 code for a protein of 254 amino acids. The transcript has 5 exons. Gene Ontology annotation, cellular component: proteasome core complex; nucleus; proteasome core complex, alpha-subunit complex. The record is from RefSeq and is a predicted model, not a curated record.